Molecule: messenger RNA, 4356 nt
Organism: Diuraphis noxia (Russian wheat aphid)
Lineage: Eukaryota; Metazoa; Arthropoda; Insecta; Hemiptera; Aphididae
Gene: Zasp52
Product: Z band alternatively spliced PDZ-motif protein 52
Biological process (GO): actin cytoskeleton organization; heart development; muscle structure development
Cellular component (GO): adherens junction; filamentous actin; stress fiber
Molecular function (GO): muscle alpha-actinin binding; actin binding
Source: RefSeq, a predicted model, not a curated record
AGAGUUUAAACACGCGCGCGCUCACAUCUCUGUUCUAAAAAUGCAUUAGUCUUGGCUCACGGCGGUUGAGUGUUAACCACCAUUAUUAACGUCGGGAAAUAUUAUUAACGAAAAUUAAUUAGACAUAUUCAAAAUAAAUAACGGCCAAAACUCAUAUUAAUCGUUAUUUUACUAUAUAUUCUGAUUUAAUUUUUUUGCGGACGUACUAAUACGCAUUAUUUUUUUUGUGACUACGYGGAUUUAUUUAGACAUUAAAAUGGCUCAGCUAAUAACUUUGAAAUUAUCCAGGCACGAUCAAUCAUCUCCGUGGGGAUUUAGAUUACAAGGAGGCAAAGAUUUUGGGACACCGUUGCUCAUACAAAAGGUGAAUUUCGGAAGUUUAGCCGAGAAAUCYGGUCUUCAAGUAGGCGACGCCCUAGUCAGGGUCAACAAUCAAGAUGUUUAUGACGUGAAGCACAAGGAUGCCCAAGAUGUUAUCCUGGGAGCUGGAAACGCUUUUGAGGUGACCAUACAACGUGGUGGAACAAGUACAUGGAAACCAUCAGUAACACCUGUUGGACCAAGUCCAGUGCCCAGCCGUCUGUCCCAAUCUCCACAAAUACUGACAAAAACGUCCUUGGCCAAAGUUGGACCACAAACUCCUGAAUUUGGUUCUUCGCACAAUUCUGUUUCACGACCAUAUAGCGGAGCUUCAUCGCCUAAAGUUAAUCCGGGUGGAUACAAUAAUGAUUCUGGAACUGUUAAAGCUAUUGUAAAUAAACAGUACAACACACCAGUAGGCAUUUACAGCGAGGAGAACAUUGCAGAGACGCUUACGGCUCAAGCAGAAGUAUUAGCCGGGGGAGUAUUAGGAGUCAAUUUUAAAAAAAACGAAAAGAAUUACGAAGCUAAUAACAGCGAAGUGUUGAGAAUGGUACAAGAAGCCGAUAAAGAACCAAGGGAUUUAAAUACAGACCUGCAAUCGAAAUUCGCAUACUUCUCGGCUUCAAGCCAUGCGAUAGGGGGCCGUGCUACAUCACCGCGCCCUAUGACACCUAUAGCAGCAAACAUGCACAUGCCCGAACAACGAGAUCCAUAUUUGGGUUCUCCUUUGAAAGAAGUGGACGUGGAGAAUGUUAAGCCUAUUGAGUGCAGCGAUUGCAGAAAUGAUAUUAUUGGUGUGUUCGUACGCAUCAAAGAUAAAAGUCUGCACGUUGAGUGCUUUAAAUGCGCCACUUGUGGAUCGUCUCUGAAAAACGUAGGCUAUUUCAAUAUCAACAACAAAUUGUAUUGCGACAUUCAUGCCAAAAUGGUUGCCAGACAAAAUCCACCGGCACCAAAUUUGGAACCAGUUGCCGUAGCACCAGGCUCAAAUCCGCCUUUAGGAUCGUUCAAUAUAAUACCAACUAAACCAAAGGACGUACAACCCCUGCAAUCGCCACAACCAAGCACUUUAUCGCCAAUACCAUUCCACGCUCCAAAAGCUCCUAGUCACGUAAACGCCCCCAAACAGCAGACUCCUUCGAAAGUUUUUUCAAAUGCUAAACCAUACGAAGCACCAAAACAAACACCAACUCYUCCAAAGUUCUCUGGUGGAUACAGCCAAGUUCAAACCGAUGAGUCUAAAAAUUCUGUUAACUCCCAACCAAGAUUACCUUUCUUAAAACCUAAAUCUUCGACUGGUUCUGCAUUUUGUCCUGUGGUUUCUAAACCAUUAACUACUGACUCUAGUAUAUGUCCUACACCAUGUGCCAAAGAUGUAAGUCGUACACUAAACCAAUGUAAACAAUCGUUAAGUGCUUCGAUAUCCACGCAAAUGUUGAUAGAGUCAUCCAAAGAAGAACGGUCAGAAUCACCAAUUCCAAAUUACUAUGAUAUAGAACCUUCUACUGCAGAAGUGCCUUGUGAAAUUCGGUCUCUUUUGCCACCAAAUAAGAAUGUCAGAUCCAUUUCACCUACUCAUUUGAUAAUAUUUCCACCAGAAAUUCCACAGGAGUAUAAAAAUUACAGUAGGUCAAAAACCUCAACACCGCAACCAAAACAGGAAAUUAAUGAAGAAACCGAAUCACGAAAUUUAAUUAAUUCUACCGUUCAUCAAAUGGAAAGCACGAUUUCUCGAUCCACUGUUGAAUGCUUAGAAGUUGUAGAAUCUAAAAACGUUCAAAAUGUUGAUGAUCAUUGUAGUCCGAAACCCGAAAUACUUGACAUCAUACAAGAUCAAAUGCAUUCUCAUACUACUGUUACUGAACCUAAAAUUAAAUCGAAACAAUCGAUGAUUGUAGCAGAAGAAAAUAGAUCAGAAUCGCCUAUGCUCAUUGCACUAAAAACUGCUCCCGAGAGAAGUUAUUCCCCACUCCCAACUUUUGUGGACGCUUCAGAAUUUAUUAAAAAUCCAAUAGAAAAUCCCACAGAAGAAGAAAGACCAAUGACCAUGACAGAAGCGUUAGCAAUAGCUCCCGAUCGUAGUUAUAAAUUAACCGAAUCAACAACGUCAUCAAGACAAGUAGGGAACAACCCGGUUCGAUAUAUGCAUGGAUAUAAUAAAAAAACACCCGUGGCUCCUUUACUAAUGACAAGGUCAUUGAUAUAUUCUCCUGCAUCAGCUAUUGAUUCCGAGGAAGAACAAAUAGCUAUUUUAGGAUUGAAAUCUUUCCCUCCCGUAUCGGACGAGCUUAAAUGGUCCACAGCAGCAGGGGAUUUCGACCGUAGUGAAUCUAGUUUUGAAUAUGUAGAAGAAUUGGUUUUUGACGAUCCCAAACUUGAAGAGCUAAAAGAAGUGAUAAAUGAAGAAAUAGAUGAGGUAUCAAAACCAUCURAUCCCUUACCUAGACAUCCCUUUACCGCUUCAGGUCUCCAUGAGCCAUUUGAUAUCCCACGCUAUCAACAAAGUAUACCAGAAAAUCCUCAUCGAAAUACCCCCUCUGAAAAAUCUUGUGCAAAAUUAAUAGGUCCAGGAAUUCAAGAAAAAGUUUCUUCGUUUACACCAAAGACAUCUAUUAAAAAUACUUCGUUUUUAAAACAAGAAAUUCAUGUAAAUUCUAAAGUUGCUCCUGCCUUAGGUUACGAGCCAUCAUCUUUAAAUGGGAGUUUUAAUAAAUCUAAAAACGCUGAUCUCGAUGUCACGAAAUCGAGCGAUUCUGAACUCGUUUCAUCUAAUAGCACGUCUGUCAUCGCCACUCCAAAAUCUACUCCUAUACCUAAAUCCUUUAAAAAGUCUAUUCCAUUAACAGAACAAAUUUCCAUAACUAACGAUACUUCAGCAGAACCGGUCGCUCCUAUGCCUAAAUCAUCAUUACCUGCUGCAUUGUUAUCUAAAAAAUUAACAUGUCUUACAAAAAAACAACAACCUAAAUGUGUUCCAACACCUAUACCCAUACCCGAUAUAGGUGGUCAGCCGACGGGAAGAGCUGGUGCCUCUGCUGGUCUCACAGCACCCAGGAGGGGUCGUGGAGUGCUGAACCCACAAAAUUUAACCCCGGGUGCUAGAGUGCCGUUAUGCGGACAGUGCAAUUUAUACAUCAGAGGACCAUUUAUUACCGCUCUCGGCAAGAUUUGGUGUCCGGAACAUUUUGUAUGUACAAAUGAAAAGUGCAGACGUCCAUUACAGGACAUUGGUUUUGUGGAGGAAGACAACGGCCUGUACUGCGAAUACUGUUUUGAGCAAUAUAUCGCUCCUGUGUGCUCCAAGUGCUCCAAGAAAAUCAAAGGGGAUUGCCUGAAUGCCAUUGGAAAACAAUUCCAUCCAGAAUGCUUCAACUGUACUUAUUGCGGUAAGCUUUUCGGUAACAGCCCGUUCUUUUUGGAAGAUAGUCUUCCAUAUUGUGAAAAUGAUUGGAAUGAAUUGUUCACGACUAAGUGCAUAGCUUGUGGUUUUCCAAUUGAGGCUGGUGACCGUUGGGUCGAAGCUUUAAAUAACAAUUAUCAUAGUCCGUGCUUCAAUUGCUCGAAAUGUAAGGUCAAUUUGGAAGGACAGAGUUUCUAUGCGAAAGGAGGAAGGCCUUAUUGCAAAAGUCAUGCACGCUAAUAUCAAAUACAUACAUCAAUAUUGACCAUUAUGAAUAAUUAUUGAUAACUUACCAAACAAUUUUUAUUGACGUGUACCAUUUCAUUUUAAACCAUUUAUUUAUUUUCUAGUUUAGUUUUAGCUUAAAUAAUCCAUACAUUUUUUGACUUAGACGAUGCUUAUUUUUAAUUUAUUAACAACAAUGUACCAAUAAUUUGUUAAGGUGUAAACCUAAUCAUUUAAUUAAUUAUUACUUAUACGUAGAUACCAAUAAACGUGUAUUUAGGUAAACACAUUAGGUACAAUUUAAAGUUAAUAAUAUAUAACAUUUUUUUUUUUUAGAUUAACGUAGCAAAUGACAUACACAUAGUUUC